AUGUCGAUCGGAGAGGCGAUACACGAGAGGUGGAGGGCGCUCGAGACACCGAGGCCCUCGUCGUCGUCGUCGUCGUCGUCGGCACCUGCGUCACCCUCCGCAUCUGCCUCGAGGGUCGUGCAACAGCACCCGCACCUGCACCUGCCUCCGAGCCGCGAAUCGCCCCUCUCUUCGCCAUCGAAGAAGCUCAAGAGCAAGAAGAAGAGCAAGUACGCAAACGCGCCCGCCCUCUUCCUGCCGCCACCCUCGCCCGGCUCGUCUUCCCGCUCCUCGCUGCCCGCUCCCCCAAGCAGCGCCACCAAUGGCACAUCCUCUUCGUCCCGCCACGAUUCGACUGACAGGAUCUCUAAGAUGCUCGCCAGCGUCGAUCCCGCCAUCGUCGAGUCGCGCAAGAGCCUGCCGAUCUGGGCCGGCAAGGACGCCAUCGUCGACGCCGUCCGCCAAAACGACACCGUCGUCAUCCUUGGAGAGACCGGCAGCGGAAAGACGACCCAGAUUCCCCAGUUUCUCUUCGAGGCCGGCUUCGCCCAGAGCAGGCCCGUACAGAUGAUCGGCAUCACCCAGCCUCGUCGUGUCGCCGCCACCUCGCUCGCCCGCAGAGUGGCCGUCGAGAUGGGCUGCCCGGACCCUGCCAGCCGCGCGCUCCAGGAUGCCAGCGCAAAGGGCAAGUCGAAGGAUUCGGGCCCGGGCCUUGUCGGCUACUCGAUCCGUUUCGACGACCGCACCAGCAAGCGGACCCGCAUCAAGUUCAUGACCGAUGGCAUGGUGCUGCGCGAGAUGAUCGGCAGCGGCCAGGGCUCCAGGCUGGCCGGCGGAGACGAGGACGGCGACAAGGCCAGGGGCGGCCCUAAUCGACAGCAGCAGCAAUCUCGGCGCUCGGAAGAUGCUGCCUUCGGCUCCCAAGGCGACCUCACCGCCGCUGCCACCACGGGCAUCAGCUCGACGCUCCUGUCCCGCUACUCGGUCCUCAUCAUUGACGAGGCACACGAGCGUACGCUGCGGACCGACAUGGUCCUCGGCCUUGCCAAGCGCAUCCAGCGCGAGAGAAAGGCGCUGCGGGCCGAUUGGAUCCAGAGAGGCAGCCUCGCCGACGAGCCCGAGGUCACCGAGCUCAAGAUUGUCGUCAUGAGCGCCACCCUCGACGCCAAGUCAUUUGCGAACUUCUUCGCCUCUCCCUCGGCCGCCCUGUCCGAGCACCGCCACAGGUCGGCCGAGGCGCAGCGGCAGAUGAGCGCGCGGUCCGAGGUGCCCAUCCUUUACGUCAAGGGUCGCCAGCACGCCGUCACCACCUUUCACACCGAAGAGCCGAGCCAGGAGUGGACCGACUCGGCGCUGCGGACCGUGCUUCAGAUCCACGUCUCACGGCCGCCCGGCGACAUCCUCGUCUUCAUGACGGGCCAAGAGGAGAUCGAGACGCUGGCCAAGUCGCUCGAGACCUACGCCGGCGACCUGCCGCUCUGGGCCGAGCACGAGAAGCGGCCGGCGCCCAUGGACCUCAUGAUCGCACCCCUCUACGCCGCCCUGGGGCCCUCGGCCUCGGUCAAGGUCUUUGCGCCGACGCCGCCGCGGACGCGCAAGGUGGUGCUGGCCACCAACAUCGCCGAGACGUCGAUCACCAUCCCCGGCAUCAUCUACGUCAUCGACUGCGGCCUGGCCAAGGAGAAGGUCUAUACCGCAACGACGGGCGUCGAGUCGCUGCAGACGCAGGAGAUUUCGCAGUCGGCGGCGCGGCAGAGGGCCGGUCGAGCGGGCCGUGAGCGGUCCGGCGAGUGCUACCGGCUGUACACCGACGAGGCGUUCAAGCAGCUGCCGCUGACGACGACGCCCGAGAUCUUGCGGACCGACCUGGCGGGCGCGGUGCUGCAACUGUGCGCCAUGGGCCAGGACCCCUACCACUUUGACUGGAUGGACCAGCCGGACUCGCAUGGCCUGCGCGAUGCAGUCAUCCAGCUGAUCCAGCUCGGCGCCAUCGAGAUCAAGAACGUGCCGGCGGCCGCGACGACGGCAAAGGACGGAAAGGCGGCGGCGGCGGCGGUGGAGGCUCGCCUUGUCCUCACCGCCGUGGGGCAGAAGAUGGCGAUGCUGCCCGUGGCGCCCUUCUACGCGAGGGCGCUGGUGGCCGCCUCGAAGCGCGGGCCCAAGGUGGCACGCCAGGUGCGCGACAUGAUUGCCGUGCUCUCGGCGGACCGCAGCGUGCUGCUGGACCCUUCGGAUCCGGAGAAGCGCGACGAGGCCAAUCGGGCCAAGAUGGUCUUUGUGCACCCGAGCGGCGACCACGGCACGCUGCUCAACGUGCUCUACGCCUACCUGGCCGAGCAGGACGCGGCGCGCAAGAUUUACCGCGCCAAGAGCAAGGGCGGCCAUGGAGACGAAGACGGCGAGGGCGAGGGCGGGGGCGAAGGCGAGGGCGAGGGCAAGGGCAACCGCGGGGGCAGGUCGAGCGGUGCGACGACGACGACGACGACGGCGGCUGCCUCGGUCGAGAUGCGCGAGCACGUCCGGGCGUGGUGCCAGAACCACUUUGUGCACGAGCGCGCCGUCAAGAACGUGCUCCACAUCCGCAAGCAGCUCGGGCAGAUUUGCGCGCAGCAGGGCAUCGUGUGCGACGACACGCUGGCGAUGCACGAGAAGCGGCAGCAGGCGCAGCUCAACGGCAAACCGAACGGUGGCGGGGCCAACGGCGUCCGCGGCGGUGGCGGCAACGACUCGGCCUCGAUGAACGACGACAUCGACAUCGACACCGACGACGACGACGACGACGACGAUGCGACGACGAGCGAGGAGCUGCGGCGGCUCAAGGCGAUGAAAGAGGGUCUGCACGUCGUUCGCAAGGGCCUCAACGACGGCGAGGGGGGCGUGCGCAACGACGAGGAAGACUACGUCGAGCUGCGCAAGUGCAUGCUCGAGGGGCGCUUUUCGAAUGCCGCGCUGCGCACGCCCGAGGGGACGUGGAAGCGCACGGGCGGCGGGCAGCCGUUCCGCCUGCACCCGAGCUCGACGCUGCACGCCACCCGCCGCAGCCUUGCCGGCGGCACUGGAGCGGGAGCGGGAGCGGGGACGGGGACGGGAGGCAAGAUGGAGGCGCUGCUGGUGGAAGAGGUCGUGGUCACCACGCAGACCUAUGGCCGCACGUGCUCGGUCCUCGAACCGGCUUGGCUGCAGGAGAUUCUUCAGGCUAGCAGUCCCAAGGCGGUCUAG
Molecule: messenger RNA, 3198 nt
Organism: Pseudozyma flocculosa PF-1
Lineage: Eukaryota; Fungi; Basidiomycota; Ustilaginomycetes; Ustilaginales; Ustilaginaceae
Exons: 1
Coding region: 1-3198 (1065 amino acids)
Biological process (GO): maturation of SSU-rRNA from tricistronic rRNA transcript (SSU-rRNA, 5.8S rRNA, LSU-rRNA)
Cellular component (GO): nucleolus; intracellular anatomical structure
Molecular function (GO): RNA binding
Source: RefSeq, a predicted model, not a curated record